CUCUACAGCAAAUGGGCUCCUCGGAGGAAGAUGUCAUUUCCGGUGAAGAGUUGCGAUUAUUUCCGGGUUUUACAGCAACAUGGCGGCGCCCUUAGGUCUGCACCUGGAGUUUGGAGGAGGAGCUGAACUUCUAUUUGAUGGGGUCAAGAAUCAUCAUGUGACACUCCCUGGCCAAUCAGAUCCUUGGGACAUGAAGCAGCUGCUUGCGUGGAUUCGAGGGAACAUGCUGAAGGAGCGCCCAGAGCUCUUUAUGCAGGGCAACACUGUUAGACCCGGGAUUCUUGUAUUGAUCAACGACGCAGACUGGGAACUGAUGGGUGAACUGGAGUACCAGCUUCAGGACCGGGAUAAUGUUGUCUUUAUCUCCACACUUCAUGGAGGUUAAAUCAGCGCCACGCCCGUACAGAAGCCCCUCCACCCCUCCAAAGGUCAAAAAUCAGAUGUUCCAUCAAAAACGGCAUCGCUGGCCGAUUUCAAUCCCAGCCGUGGGCUUCUCGACCAAUCCCGUAAAAAGACGUAUUUUGAUUUUAACUCUAAUAAAGCGUAACGUCAUCGGGAAUCGGGCUGCGGAGGGCCGGAUCACUGUCCCCCUGUACCUUACAAGAGCGUGGUGGGGUUACGAUGGGGAGCAAGGGCUCAUUAAGGAAGGUCACUCUGUCUAGCCAGUGUCCAGAUGGAUCCUCCUGAGACACGCUGGACCGGUUGCCCCGUGUCAAACGGUUCCGUUAUGUUUUUCAUUCAAUUUCUGCUCAAUGCCUAUCAAUUGUAUGUCUACUAUGCAAGUCUGUAUUUUUUUUAUUUUUGAUCUGAAUAAAUAAACCCUGUGUUGCAA
Molecule: messenger RNA, 832 nt
Organism: Puntigrus tetrazona (Sumatra barb)
Lineage: Eukaryota; Metazoa; Chordata; Actinopteri; Cypriniformes; Cyprinidae
Gene: urm1
Product: ubiquitin related modifier 1
Exons: 5
Coding region: 80-385 (101 amino acids)
Biological process (GO): tRNA thio-modification; protein urmylation
Cellular component (GO): cytoplasm; nucleus
Molecular function (GO): protein tag activity
Source: RefSeq, a predicted model, not a curated record